AUGAAGAUUUAUGAGGCUUGUAACAGCAGUAGCUACUACACCAGAAUCAAAGAAACCUUUCUCGCGGAUAGCGGAAUAACCACAUUUAUGAUCACUGAGAGCGCAACUAUGAUACUGUUUACAAGGGAGUUAAGAGGGACAACUUGGUGCUUUCCAAUUACACAUGAAGUAUAAAUGUCAAUAUUCUGUCAACAAUUCUGCUAAUUCAUGUUUUCCUUAGAACUGAAAAGAGGAGAAUACAAUCUAAAUUGGAGUAAAGGACUCUGAAUAUGUCCGUUUUGUAAAAUCGCCAUUGAUCAUUAUUGCAACAAUCAAGUAAGUGCUAGCCUUGUGAAACUAUUUAGGCAGCUAGCAAUCAACAUUAAAUGACAUAGACUGCUAUCUGAUCAUUAAUCAAAAUUUUUAAAUCUUUUUGUUAAAAAAAUUAUUAUAGGAAAACUUCACAGAAGAUUGGCCAAAGCUGGUAAAGUCCGAAAACAAACACCAAAAAUUGAAAAGUAAGUUAGUAGACACAAAUUCCAAAAGGGUAGAGCUUAUAAAAGAAUUUGUUUCAACAGAAGGUUUUUGAUAUAUGUAACAAUAUAUUAGAAUUGGAGCAAUUGUUGCUGGAGCAGUACAUUAAUAAAGAGAAAAGAACCAAAUUGGCAAGCAGUAAGAAAGGAUUUAAUUGA
Molecule: messenger RNA, 671 nt
Organism: Paramecium primaurelia
Lineage: Eukaryota; Ciliophora; Oligohymenophorea; Peniculida; Parameciidae
Source: the annotation of a GenBank genome assembly